Molecule: messenger RNA, 5917 nt
Organism: Anopheles coluzzii
Lineage: Eukaryota; Metazoa; Arthropoda; Insecta; Diptera; Culicidae
Product: 5-hydroxytryptamine receptor 1-like
Exons: 5
Coding region: 2992-4416 (474 amino acids)
Biological process (GO): chemical synaptic transmission; G protein-coupled receptor signaling pathway, coupled to cyclic nucleotide second messenger
Cellular component (GO): dendrite; membrane
Molecular function (GO): neurotransmitter receptor activity; G protein-coupled serotonin receptor activity
Source: RefSeq, a predicted model, not a curated record
GUUAUGUGCUUUUUUCCCUCGGAUGCACUGGCUCGGAUGAACUGACCUAGUUUUGAAUCUGAAUUUGCAGCUACCUCAAAGAUUGUCAUAUUUCCGGGCCUCGGUUAUCGUUCGGGUUGGAUCAUACAUUCUGCAAGUGUGUUGAAAAUGUUCUUCAUCCUUCCCAUCAUACUCGCUUUGUUCGUUGAUAACGCCAUACUAGCAUACCAGGCAAAGUUGGGAAGCCUUUCAGCGAUAAAUGUUUAAUCAUUACGAUCACCCAACCAUUCUGGGAAAUAAUAAAAUACCUUGAUGUUUUUGUUGAAAAGCAUCUUAGGAACAAUUGGUUAAACAGUAUUUUCAUAGCACCGGAUUAAACAACGGAUGAUAUAUGUGAAUGGUUUUGGAUAAGCAUUAUACGUUAACGAGCAUACUUCCUACGAUGUUUGAUGAAAAUCUUAAAACAUUUCACAUUAAUCCGUGUGUUAAGACUGUUGCUGCAUGCUAGAAGGUUUUAUGAAACACCGAACCAGCGUGCUAAUACCGACGCACAGAGGCUUAUUUCUUUGUUUUUGAAAUAAUCCAGAUAAGCAUCAAAACUAAACGUCCUUAUCUUGCACGACACAAUCAAUCCAGUCCAGCAUGAGCUAAUGUUUAUGUAUAAACCCAUAUCUAUAUACGGCGCUUAGCUGGUGUUUUGACGCCUGCUUCCCACUUGCAUGCGGCAUCCUGCCCGACGGAGACAGCGAAUGUACGGAAUUGACUUUCACAACCAGCACGUCUGCCAGCAGGAGAUGUUUCCGUUCAGCUUAACCGCUCCGGUCGAAGAUUAAUGAAAUAUCGUGCAAAAGUUGAGCCACCGAAAGCCACUCUCCUGACACUCUGACACGCCGUUAGGGGGUUGAGGGAGAAGCUUUUGCAGGAUUUGUCAGCAGUGGCACACUGGGAAGUCGGUCAGUGACCAAAGUCUCGCCUUUCAUAAACUUUCAACCCCGACCAGGGUGUAGAUUGUGUAUAAACAUGUAUGUGUGUGAAUGUGUGUUUGUUUGUAGUAGAUCGUGUGAGAGUGUUAUGCUGUGCCGUCUAUACCGGCAAAACUUCUGUCCGAGAGCUUCCCUCGACUGGCCGAAGUUUGAAGUGACCGGAAGUGGUGAAAUUGAAAAGAGUCGAGCCGAGAGCCAGCAGCAAGAAGCCGGUUAGAAGCUGCCUUGCUAUUUAUCAACACCACGUGCAAGCGGAAAAGUGGACCCGAAAUGCUGUGCAUCGACUCCGAGUAACGAGUGAACCGGUGAAGAUAAGCUGUGCUCUACUGUAAUGUGAAAGUUUGUGUACGAUAACAUGAGCGUGGCGAUUCGAAAUGAAAUCGCUAGCUGUGGUAUUUUUUAUCGAGUGAAGUGUGUGUAUUAGUGUGUGAGAUUGUGUUCGUUUAAAGCGGUAUAAAGUGUUGGAAAGGGAGAAAAAAACCAAGCACAUCUACAAAUACACACCAACUACAGCCAUGAACACAGUGGGAAGGUUUUGUUCUAGAAUUAAUUUGUGAAUGGGUGUUGCUAUUUUUUUUAUCACCAGUCACAGUGUGGUGCAAUAGAUAAAAAAUAAAACAACAAACGCGACACAACGCAGCAUAAAAACACGCGGGCAGCGGCUACAGCACCGAGCCAUCGGAUGACAUUGCAGAGGUAUACUGGAACAGGAAGGAGCUCUUAUCAAGCACAUCAACGCUUUUCCAUUGGCAGUUUGUCGGGACUAGAAAUUGGAUCAUUCUGUGCAACGCCGCUACGCUUAGCAGGCUUGGCAACUGGUUCUACCCUGAUUGGUUAUUGCCGGGUUGCACAAUCAUUUCAUCUGCUCGCAUAAAGCAAAGGCGUUUCACAAGUAUCUCGCGCAUUUGAGGUUGCAACCGCUAGACUGCAUUCUACUUGUUUCGCUCAUCGUGUCUUUGUCACACAUCGGAGCCCACCGGAGUGACGAACCCCCUCAUGACGGCAACGGUGAAUCCGGUGAUCAAAGUGCCGGUACUGGAAAAACCACUCAACUCCGUCCCGGUGGUCGAGAUUGGCAGCGCAGCGCACCUGCAGCUUGCCCCGCAUGCCCGGGCAAUCAACGGUGCAGCAUCAGCAGGUGACACGGCUGUCGUCAGCAACCGCAGCUCCAGUGGCAAUCAUUUUUAGAUUCUUACACUACCGAGAGCCACAGUGGCAGAGUGAGAGCAAACGCAGCUUCGCCACAGUGACAUUAUUAGGGUGCCACGAGAGGGAUAACGAUGAUACAGUAAUUCAAUCAAGCAGCUUGCUGUUUCGCUCCGUUUUUUUUUCUUCUUCGCGACCGAGGACAGAGUGCAAUCGCGUGAAGGGAGCUGAAUCUGUGCGACUGUUGUAGCUGUUGGUCCCAUAUGUUGCUGGUGCCGUUUGGUGUCUAGUAAAGACGAAUAAGGACAAAAGAAGGACAAAAAAAACUGCCUAGUGUAGCAUUUUGAAGAGCCCGAUGGAGAGUGCUUGAUGCUUCUCUCAGCCAAUCACUGCAGGAGUAAUUCAAUAAAUAUACUAUACAAGAUACUCGAACGCAACGAAUGAACGCGUGCGAUGCUGGAGCACCCUGAGGCUACCAUUUCCACCGUCCAGAUGUGCUAGACAGGACGGAGUGGGCUAAAGCAAAAAGCAUAGAGGAAACAGCAUCAAUUGGCCUCAGUGCCCUUGCAAAGCACGCUCGAUACGGCUCGAUCGAACACGAGUGGGUGGAUAGAUACGAGCAGCUUCACCUACAAAUGGCAUUUAGUGCAAUCAUCUGUUAACCGACCAAAGAGGCCGCGAGAGCGAGCGAAAGGGAGAGCGGCGAGCCAAAAGAAAAAAAGAAAAGAAAAAGUCUGUGUACAUCUUUGCUGGAGUGCUGGUGCCACUAUUCCACCGUCCUGCCAUUCUCUAGCACUCACUAGACGCGGGGAAUGGGGGUCUGAUCCUCGGAGCAGCCCCCAGUUCCUGCCACGGUGCGUACGCGUCCGUGCCAGCUGCGUGUAUGGAUUCGGACACCGUCGCAUCCGCCAGCAAGCAUCGCACCGACGUUGACGGGGCCGGCCGGACGGACGGCGUGCCGGUCGCCCUAACCGUGGCCACGACCAUCGCCAACCUGCUGCUAGCCAGCCCGAGUCCCGGCCUAGCCGCCACCUCCACGGCCACCGCCUGGGCCGUCACGACUGAAACUGCCGCCCAGCAGCCGUACCUCGUCUACGGCACGAACCUGAGCUCUCUAGCGUACCUGGAUGCGAAUACCACCGCGUCGCUCUACUCCCCGUUCCCGGUGGGCCCGUCCGCGUCGACGCCGGCCCCCACCGGUCCGCCGGACGUGACCGUCUCCACGAUCGUGAUCAGCAUCAUCCUGCUGGCCGUGAUCGUCGGAACUGUGAUCGGCAAUGUGCUCGUGUGCGUGGCCGUCUGUCUGGUGCGGAAGCUGCGCCGGCCGUGCAACUAUCUGCUCGUGUCGCUGGCCAUCUCCGACCUGUGCGUGGCCCUGCUCGUCAUGCCGAUGGCGCUGCUGUACGAGGUGCUCGAGGAGUGGCGCUUCGGCGAGGUGUUCUGUGACAUCUGGGUCGCGUUCGAUGUGCUGUCCUGCACGGCCUCCAUCCUGAACCUGUGUGCCAUCUCGGUGGACCGAUACUGGGCCAUCACGAAACCGCUCGAGUACGGCGUGAAGCGUACGCCCCGGCGCAUGAUCGCCUGCAUCGUGCUGGUGUGGCUGGCGGCGGCAUGCAUCUCGCUACCGCCGCUGCUCAUCCUCGGGAACGAGCACGAGAUCAACGGGCAGCCCGCCUGCUCGGUGUGCCAGAACUUCUUCUACCAGAUCUACGCCACGCUCGGUUCGUUCUACAUCCCGCUCGCCGUCAUGCUGUUCGUGUACUUUCAAAUCUUCCGAGCCGCCCGGCGAAUCGUGAUGGAAGAGAAGCGUGCGCAGAAGCGACUCGAAAGUGCGAUCAACGGUGCGACGCAGGCCGUGGCGCUGGAAAAGAAGCCACCCGGCAUGGUCGGCGAAAAGGUCGGACCGCCGGGAAAGGUGACCAGCUCGCCCCAGAACAAGCGGCUCCGGUUUCAGCUGGCCAAGGAGCGGAAGGCAUCGACCACGCUCGGGAUCAUCAUGUCCGCGUUCACGAUCUGCUGGCUGCCGUUCUUCAUACUGGCGCUGGUGCGCCCGUUCAUGAAGGACGACCAUCGGACGCUGUCGUCGUUCUUUCUGUGGCUCGGGUAUGCCAACUCGCUGCUCAAUCCCAUCAUCUACGCCACGCUGAAUCGCGACUUCCGGAAGCCGUUCCAGGAGAUCCUGUACUUCCGCUGCUCGAGCCUGAACAACAUGAUGCGGGAGGACUUCUACCACAGCCAGUACGGUGAUCCGGGCUCGCAGCGACUAGUGAUCACGAACGAUGGCGGUGCACGCGAGAGCUUUCUGUGAAGGCUGGUGGCGCAGUACGCGCGUGUGCAAGUUGCACGAUUGGCGCACGAUUGGGUGCGUCCGGUCGAGGUGCAAUGGUGAAGCAAAAGCGAACAAAAACAAAUACAACAAAACCAAAUACACUUUAAUGCAGGCAACAAUCACGAAACCUAGGGCAGGUGAACGUCUAGUUUAAUUUAGUCUUCCUUUUUGUACAUACAAACAUCUAACCGCUAGGAGUUAGUUCAUCAGGUCAUGCUUUCUCAUUCAUGUAUCCCUCGCCAUUGCUACGUCUCUGUCGAGUGGGCUAGCAUAACGAAAUAACAAACAGCAUCCAGUCAUCCAGAUUCACUUCCCAAUUCCCAAGGUCCCUCUGCUAACGUACACGUAAACGCAACGUAAACGGAAACGUACACGCAAUCAAAACACCCAAAACCAAAACGAAUCACUACCCCGUUACAUCCCAUGCUAGGCGUGCAGGAAAAUGUAAAGAUGUAUCACUGUUAGCUCGGGAAGAGAUUUGUCUGUUUCUGUGUUUUGUAUUGUAUGUGCAAGGAGUACGCAGCCCGUCACUACUAGAGCAAUGCAACGCCCAUAACAUUUAGCAAACACAGCAACACCGAUGUAUAUGUUUUGUGAUAUAAGAGAAUAUGGCUAGCAAGCAAUCGUUUCGGUACAUGUGUUCCUUUCUGGGUGUGUAGCGCAUGUAUUGAAGAAGCAGCGACAAGCAUGGCUCAAGGUCACACAGGCUUCAGAGAAGACGCACACCUUUUCAAAACGCCUCCACAACCGAUGUGAAGGACAGUAUGGCACGAAAACACGCAACCAGAGCAAACAGAGCAACAACUGCCCAACAAUCCGGAGGCAAUUUAUUCGUAUCGAUGUUUUGAGAAUUUGAUCGCUAGGAUCACGGUUCGAUCAAUGUGUGUGUGUGUGUGUAUCUGAAUGUACGUGUAUCUAUGAUCUGGUGCGUGUACUAUGUGUGGCAAGUCGGGCGGGUAGCAACCUAUGAAUGUUAGACAAGUUUCAGUGUUCUAUGUUUGACCGGCAGGUAUCGCACACAGCAGGAAAUGUAACAAAAGUUCAUUCAAUCGCAAAACCAGUAUUAACAAAAUCAUACACACCUGGAGGUUCCAAAUUGAAAAAAUCAUACAAUUGGACAGUUUUUUUUCUUGUUAUGCUAAUUAUAUACAAUUGAUUUUCCAUCCUUCCUGUUAAAUAUGAUCAACUUGGCAACAAGAUCAACCUGCUCUGCACGUUACCAUGCUGGGUUUUGGUCAAUGUUUUCAUACUAACGAACAAAAAAACAACAAAAUGUUUUUCAAUCCAUGUCCAAGAGCAAGUUCAAAUUUCAUGAUAUUGUAGCAGGACCCGCUAUAGGCAGUUUUCUACGAUCGUAUGUCUGUUACAGCCAUGAGCAAUAGAGACAUUUACCAAGACAGGAAAGUAACGGCUUUCUAUUGAAGAGCAGAACUACAAAUGGACAGCAACAGGAAGCUAGUAAGGCAACAAAUUCACAAAA